AUGGCUCAAUUAAACUCCGCAUCAGCUAUUACUCUUCAUUUGCAAGCUUCAUCUUUUAUUGUAUUCAAUGGGCUAAACUUCUCUGAAUGGUGUGAGCAAGUCAAGUUCCAUUUAGGUGUCAUGGAACUUGACCUAGCAUUAUUGGAAGACAAACCCACUGCCAUUACAAAUACAAGUAGUGAAGAAGAGAAGUUGUACCAUAAGCAAUGGGAACGGUCAAACAGAUUAAGCCUUAUGUUUCUGCGAAUGACUAUUGCCAACAACAUUAAGACAACAAUUCCACAAACUAAAAAUACAAAAGAAUACCUUAAUUUUGUGGAAGAACGAUUUCGUUCUGCAGACAAGUCACUCGCUGGUACUCUAAUGGCACAACUCACGACCAUGAAGUAUAAUGGUUCGAAGAGUAUGCAUAAGCACAUUAUAGAGAUGAGUGAUAUUGUAGUAAGACUAAAGACCUUAGGGAUGGCGGUGGAUGAUUCCUUAGUAAAGUUCAUUCUGAAUUCACUACCUCCUGAAUAUGGGCCCUUUCAAAUCAAUUACAACACUAUUAAGGAUAAGUGGAAUGUUAAUGAAUUGGCCAGUAAGCUAGUUCAAGAGGAAACGAGAUUAACGAAUCAAGGGAUUCAUUCUAUCAACAUUAUGGGCCAAGGAGCUGGUAAAGGACUUAAACCAAAAGCCAACAAGUUUAAAAAGAAAAAGAAUGGAUCUCCAAAUGCUUCUCAAAUUGCAAAAGGGGAACAAAUGGCAGAUAAGUAUCGCUUCUGUAAGAAAGUAGGACACUAUCAGAAAGAUUGCCUGAAACGUAAAGCUUGGUUCAAAAAGAAAGGGAUUUCUUAUGAUCCAAACCACAAACCUAUCUAA
Hevea brasiliensis (rubber tree) is the source of this 861-nucleotide messenger RNA. RefSeq lists its product as uncharacterized. The transcript has 2 exons. Bases 1 to 861 code for a protein of 286 amino acids. The record is from RefSeq and is a predicted model, not a curated record. NCBI's taxonomy places the organism in Eukaryota, Viridiplantae, Streptophyta, Magnoliopsida, Malpighiales, Euphorbiaceae.